AUGUCUCAGUCCCAGCUCCCCGUCCUCAUCGCGGGCGCGGGUCUGGCGUCACUCCUCUUUGCCCGCUCCCUUCUCCGCGCCAACAUCCCAUUCCAAGUCUUCGAGCGCGACGCCUCCCUCUCAUUCCGUGGCCAGGGAUACCGCCUGCGCCUUUCGACCGAGGGCCUCGACGCCAUCGAGUCAGUGCUCGACAAGCCCUCUUUCCAGCGUUUCUACGACCACUGCGGCAAGACCGGCGGCGGGGGUUUCACCCACUUGGACGCCCGAACCGGCGAGCCGCUCGACCAGCAGGGCAGUAGCGGUGGCGGCGGUGGCGGUUCUGGGCCCGGAAACCUCGGCUCCCGCGACGGAAAGGUCGUGGGCAUCGCGCGUGGGGAUAUGCGCCGUCUCUUCAUGGAGGGAUGUGAACCGUACGUGCACUUCAACAGGCACGUGGUGGGGUAUGAGCUCGUUGAGGGACGCGACGAUGCCGUCCGCGCGCUCUUCGCCGACGGGACAAAAUCCGAGGACGGCUCCCUGCUCGUGGGCGGUGAGGGGAUCAAAUCCGCGGUGGCCAAACAGGUUAGUGGCGGUCUCUUGAAAGUGUAUGAUCUUGGAGCGCGCGGGAUUCACGGCCAAGCGCCCACCACGGCAUUCCGAUCUCUAGGCGAGGGUGUGUUUCGCGUGGUGGACGACACGAACACCCGCGGCCGCGUGUCGAUCAUCACGAACGUGCGGCCCAAUGAGAUGGACGAUCCGAGCGUCGAGUUCGGGUGGACGAUGGUCGGUGUGCCUGGCGCGAUAAGGGCGCCUAACGACGACUACACUAUCGUAGGGGAGACGGCCGCGCGGAUUGCCCAAGAGCUGACACGGGACUGGCACCCACGGUUCAAGCCGCUGUUCGACGACAUGAAUGUUGGGCAGGCUGCGUUUUGGAAGAUCACUUGCUCGACGCCGACCGGGGUGCCGGAGUGGACUAACGAGCCGCUCGUGACGGUAGUUGGCGACGCCGUGCAUGGGAUGACCCCUGCAGGAGGGAUUGGCGCGAACACCGCGGUCAGAGAUUCGGCCUUGUUGGGCCGGCUCUUGCGUGAGGCGGGGGGAAACAGGCCUGGCUUGACGGCCGAGUAUGAGCAGCAGAUGAGAGUCUAUGCUAGCGAGGCGGUCAGGAGCAGUUACGGUAUGGCGACGAAGCAGUUCCAGGUCAACGUCGACGAGUUGUCCGAGGUGGUUUGA
Molecule: messenger RNA, 1215 nt
Organism: Cladophialophora yegresii CBS 114405
Lineage: Eukaryota; Fungi; Ascomycota; Eurotiomycetes; Chaetothyriales; Herpotrichiellaceae
Exons: 1
Coding region: 1-1215 (404 amino acids)
Molecular function (GO): FAD binding
Source: RefSeq, a predicted model, not a curated record